ACUAAGCUGUUCAAGAUGAGACGAACAUAUAGAUCUAAAAAGGAAACCGCGGGUGCCAUAGAUCCCCGAGAUGUCUUGUUUACGAUCGACGCAAAAAGUUCUGUUUUCGAUGCCUUUUAUAUUCAAAAUAUCAAACAAACUAAAAGAGAUAUGUCUGUCGGAAGUACAAUGCAGUUUGCUGCUUCAAAUAAAGUACGUAAAAGGAAAUACGUUAAACGACUCAAGGAACAAGAAACAUUGUGUCGGACAAGGGAAUCAACUUCGAGCUCAGCGUUUUUAACCCCGGAUAAGUCUUUCCGAGUCAAUAAACCACCAGAUUUAUUCGAUCAGUUACUUAAUUCUUCUAAUAACACACCAGAACCUGUACCGUUAUAUAAUAAACCAACAUUCCAAAGAAGGACUUAUAUUAAAAAGCAAAUAAAUAAAAAUAACAUAAAUUACUCUAGCAGCGAAAGCACAGAUUCCGAUAAAGAAAACUCGUGCAGUUCAGAAGUUAACAAAACAGCUAAUUCGUCAGACAUUAAAAGUCACAAAUUAUUAAUUGAAAGGGAAAUCAAAAAUAGUCCCGAAUAUAAUGACAAGUCCAUAAAUGACGUAGUAAAUAAUAUCUCAAUAUUUUCACAUCUGAGAAAUCCAACACAAACCCCCAACACUAAACAAAAACAUCUUAUGCCAUAUAAUAAAAUUACCCAAAACUCACCUUUAUGCAGCACACCGUUCCAUGAUAAAUAUAGGGGUGCAUCCAUAUAUAGAUUUUCACCUAUAUCAAUAAACUUAGAUGACAGCCCUAAAGAAAAAACUGCCAUCAAGAAUAAUGAAGAGCAAAAUGAUUUUUCAUACAAAGAGGAAAAUGUAGACAAUAUUGAACAAGAUACAGAGGCUGUAAAAAUUGAAAAUCCAGAAUCUCGCAGUUGUCAAGAUAGUAUCAAUGAAAGAGAUGAUACUAAAACAAAUACAUUAAAUGAAUCCCAAUAUAAAAGUAUAUGUCCGACAGAUAAUCAUUCACCAAUAUUGUCCAACCCGACCAUAACUAAGAGAAAUCGAAUAAAAACUAUAAAAAAUUCAUUAAGUUUCCAAACCACCGAAAUUGAAUCAUUCCACGGUUUCGGUGACAGCGACAUACAUUGUAAUGAUUUAGAUGCUAUCCGUGAGAAAUAUAAGGAAAUAGAAAAUAUAUUAACGGAAGAUAAUUCUCAUAACGAAACAUCUGAAACAUUACAAGAAGAUGAAAACAGUCAUGCAAAUGGUUCCACAAAUUCAGAUUCCGAUGCAAGUUUUAUUUCCGGAUCGGAAUCCAAUUAUGAUACUUGCAAUAGUGAAGACGAUUUCAAUGAGUUCAAACAACUCGGUCAACCUGUAGUUGUUGUCGAAAGACUGAACGAUUCCAUAUUUAACAAAUAUUAUGAAUUAAUGCCGAAAUCCGAAAGCCUUAAUUCAGAUUAUAGUACAGAUUUUAACGAUAGUUACAAUAAUUCUAACAUUACAGACUCUUUAAGUGUAUCCGACAAUUGUGAUGAUAUAGAUUUAGUUGAAAAUGUACCUGAUAUGACUAGCAUUAAUUUAUCAGAUUGUUCGAAUACAUGUAACGAUAAUAAGAUGGACGAAGAGGUUUGUGUUAGUUUUGUGACAACCAGAAGAAGGAUCCUACCAAAUGAUUCAAUUAUUUUAGAUGUAGAUAGUUCUGUCACUGAUUCAAGCGGCAGUGAUGCUGAUAAGACUGUACUUAGAAAGAGUGUAGAUGAUAGUAGUAAUUUACAAUUAAAAUCUGAACAUGCAGAGAAUAUGUUAGAUAAUAAUAAAGAAAUAGAACGAGAUGGUGCCGUUAGUUUAAAUUCAGAAUUACAUACUGAAGAUGUUGAUCAAUUAAAAACAUUGCCGGAACCUCCAAGAAUGGUUACCAGGAAAAGUGCUCGGAUGAUUCUUAAAACAGAUACAACCUCCAUUAACUGCGCAAGAAACAUUGAGAGAAAUUCGAGAAUUGAUGGAAAUAUAAAGGAUAUGAGCGAGACCGAGACAAAUAUACUAAACAUAUCCAAAGAAAAACCGUCCAUAGUCCUACAGCCGGGGAAGAGGUGGGAGCGGUCAUUAAGCAUAUACAGAAGAAUGACAACAAUGGAAAACUUCGACAAAACGAUCUUAGACGAAGAACAGUUGCAGAAUAAAGGCAGGAAAUACAGGCAGAGCGUCAUAGCCACCAUGGAAUUGCAGGAAAAGGGUUCACUACACAAUGAUUCGAUUAAAAGUCGCAGGAGUACGUUCGUUUCAAAACCAAGCCGGUCAACCAUUAAAAUUGUAAGAGAAUCUGAUCUUUCCCGGGAUAGUUUGUGUUCGACCAUAGUAUGCGAAGAUUUACAAGGAUUUUUGGGCGAAGACUGUGAUGAUACGAUUGUUGAGUUAUCAAAACUGUCGAUUGCCGAUUCGGAACACGAGGUCACUCUCAUAGAGAAGUUUCAUGAUACUUCUAACCGUAUAGCGACCGCUCGCGAUUACGUCCUGCGACGGUGCAACCAGACAGAUGUGUUACUCUUCGACGAAUGCUAUCCCGAUCCGCUUUUGAAGAACUGCCGCAAAAUCGGUGAAGGUGUUUAUGGGGAAGUGUUUCUGUGGCGAGCUCGUGACGGAAGGGCUCGUGUCUUAAAGGUUAUACCAAUCGCUGGGGACAUCAAAGUCAAUGGGGAAGAACAGAAGGGCUUCCAUGAAAUUCUCUCGGAGAUUGUGAUUGCUAUGGAAUUGAGCGCACUACGCGCUCCAAUAGCAGACAUAACGAAUCAUUUAAAUGAGGGCAAGAGCUUGGAAACAUUGGAUUUACAUACUGUAGAAAAUGCUACGGAUGUUUUUAAUGAGGUGUUAUCAGUACGCUGCGUGACUGGGGGCUAUCCGUCCAGACUUCUGGACCUCUGGGACCUGUAUGACGAGAGCAAGGGCUCGGAGAACGACAACCCAGCUGUUCUGCCGCCCGACCAGCAGUUCAUUGUGCUGGAACUGGCCAACGCUGGACAGGAUUUGGAAAGCUAUCAGUUUGUGAACGCCGAACAGUCGUAUGCACUGUUCAAACAGAUCGCGUUUGGUCUAGCCGUAGCGGAGGAGGCAUUUCAGUUUGAACAUCGGGAUCUUCACUGGGGUAACGUGCUCAUAGCUCAGACGGAUCAAAAGAGUUCGUGUUUCGUGGUUCGCGGUCGCGCCUUCAACCUGCCGAGCUGUGGAGUGAAGGCUUCCAUCAUCGACUACUCGUUGUCCCGGGCCUCGGUGAGCCGUGGAGUUCUGUACUCUGAUCUGGCCCAAGACGAAGCCCUGUUCGAAGCCCUGGGGGACUAUCAGUUCACGGUGUAUAGACUCAUGAGGGAUAAGCUUGGUAAUGAUUGGAAGAAUUUCGAACCAUACACUAAUAUACUGUGGCUGCAUUACACUUUGGAUAAGAUGAUAACGGCCCUCCGUUACACAAGGACCAACACUAAAAUACACAAGCACUACAUAGCGAAGCUGAAGGAGGUGAAGAACAGGAUCCUGGACUACGGCAGCGCCGUUCAGUUUGUGCUCACAGACAACGAAAUAUAAAACGAAUUAUCAUAUAUUGAUUCAAAUAUUUAAUGAAAAAAAAAAACUGUAAUCUUAAAUUCUUUUCAACAUGAACGAUAUAACUAUUAGCACUAUGUGGGAUUUUUAUAAAACUAUUGACAGGUGUUUGGACUGUGUCAGAGAUACUCGCUUGGACAAAUUGGUAGAUGUUAGAGUUAUUAUUUACAAGACUGUCGCCGCAUCCAGCCACCGGCGGGCGGCCGACACACACGAGGUGCCUUUGUUCACAUUAAAUAAAUUCACAUACCAUAUUAA
Molecule: messenger RNA, 3831 nt
Organism: Danaus plexippus (monarch butterfly)
Lineage: Eukaryota; Metazoa; Arthropoda; Insecta; Lepidoptera; Nymphalidae
Gene: Haspin
Exons: 12
Coding region: 16-3555 (1179 amino acids)
Biological process (GO): protein phosphorylation; mitotic cell cycle; intracellular signal transduction
Cellular component (GO): cytoplasm; nucleus
Molecular function (GO): ATP binding; histone H3T3 kinase activity
Source: RefSeq, a predicted model, not a curated record